UGACAAUAUUUCUUCUAUGUGGUAUUUGGAAAAAGUGAUGGAAGGAACUUAUCGAAGUUUGCCAGGCUCCCCAAGUAGUGAGCCAAGUACUUCCGAGCUGACGGAGCCACAAGUCCCCCCAGAGAUAGGACCCAUUCCGUCUCCGCUUCCACCUAUCCCUCCAAGACGAAAACGUCGUCCACAUAAGGGACCGGUUGGCGCACCGCUAAUACAUUUAGAUGACGAGAACUGCUAUAAGAAAAGGAUUGACGAGCUUCCCGCGAUGCCUUUGAAAUCAGCAUUGAAAAGGGACCAUACCUCUAAAAACGUCGUACAAGGAACAUGGGAAAAAAGAAGUAUUUUGAAAAAACAAAGUCCUGAAGAAGAGGAACUUCAGGAUAUGUUCGGAAGACUUCGCUUGGAAAAGAAAACCGUUCGUUUCGCGGUUGAGAAUGACUAUAAAAAGGCAGACACAUGGGAUAGAAGACCCGAUUAUAAACGCUGGGAAAGCAGAUCAUUGGAAGAAAGACAAACAAUACAGGAUGCGAUGAGGGAAUAUAGAUUAAAUGAAAUGGAUAUACAUCCAGAGAGUCGUCGUUUAUUACUACUCCCCAAGAGGACUCCCAGAAAAUCAAAAUCAAAGUCAAAAUCGAAGUAAUUUCUGCAAUGGGCACAAUUACACGAAGAACUCCCAAGAGAUUUUCCGGAACAAUACCAUAUUCAUAAAGCCCUGACGAUGAAGUACGGACUAAUUAAUGUGUUAUAUACUAAUGAUAAUAAGAUUACAGGCGCCGAGUUUCAUGUGAUUAUUUGCAAAACAGUUAAAACUCUACAUAAACCUCAAAAAGUGACUGGGCAUUCAUAUAACAGUGAUUCAAAACUUUAACUUAGCUGUGUUUUUGUGAUAAUAACAGUGAGAAAACAAAAUUUUACAGGGUAGGUAUAUCCUAAUCAACAAUAAUUAAGUAAUAGUUUAAGUUUAGGUAUAAUAGUUUUUAGCUUUGGUAUUUGUUUAGUUCUUAAUUCCAAGUAGAUUUUCACUCCUUGUUCUUUGGGUGUAUCUUCAUCUCAUUCAAUCUGAAUUCCCUCAUAGCAUCCUGUAUUCCUAGUCUUUCUGCUGGUGAUUUGCUAUAAAAUAAAUAGCGUUGAAAUAAGGUGUGCUAACGUUUCUCACAAGUAAAUACCUUUCCCAGCGUUUAUAAUCCGGUCUUCUAGCCCACAAAUCUGCCUUUUUAACGUCAAUAUGAUCGGUGAAUCGAAGGCUCUGUGUUAUUUGCGCGACAACCGUUUGCGCGAGGGAGAAAAGCGCGAUACGAAAAGCGCAAGGGACAAAAGCGCGACGGAACAAAAACGCGACAGGACAAAAGCGCGAUGGACACAAACGCGACUGGAUAAAAAUGCGAGGAACAAAAGCGCAAGGGACAAAAGCGCGACGGAACAAAAACGUGAGGGAUAGAACCGCGACGAAACAAAAACGCGACUGGAAUAAAGCGCGAUGGAGAAAAACGCGACUGGAUAAAAACGCGAGGAACAAAAGCGCGAGGGACAGAAGCGCGACGGAACAAAAACACGAAGAGCAAAAGCGCGACGGAACAAAAACGCGACUGGAUAAAAGCGCGAGAAACAAAAGCGCAAGGGACAAAAGCACGACGGAACAAAAACGCGAGGGACAAAAGCAUUGCUGAAGUUGAAAUGGCUGUCAACAAAUAAAGGACCGGGUAUAGAAAGCCCCCAGCGAGGAGUUCAAAAUAUGAGCAAGUUAAUUCUCGAUUGUUAAACUUAGUCCAAGAAUACCCUUUCUCCAACGUACAAAAUCACCUUAAAGCAGUAGCUUUAAACUUAACCAUUUAAACUUAGCAUUCCAUAAUUUGUAUUUUUAACUAAUUUAUUUUGUUUCUUUUGUUAAUAAAGUUUAUCAUGCUGUCCUACUUAGAACUAUAGAAUAGGUGAUGAACAAAUUGAAUCAAUAAUAAUCAAGAAAACGCAGACUUACUUAAUCUAACCCAAACUAACCCGUCCGCCUAGUGCGAUCUAGUCCUCGUAAGUUAUCAUUUUAAUGCAAACUUACUCAAACUAACCCGUCCGCCUAGUGCCAUCUAGUCCUCG
This is a messenger RNA of Ceutorhynchus assimilis (cabbage seed weevil), 2085 nucleotides long. The record is from the annotation of a GenBank genome assembly. Lineage: Eukaryota; Metazoa; Arthropoda; Insecta; Coleoptera; Curculionidae.